This is a messenger RNA of Ostreococcus tauri, 735 nucleotides long. RefSeq names its product unnamed product. NCBI's taxonomy places the organism in Eukaryota, Viridiplantae, Chlorophyta, Mamiellophyceae, Mamiellales, Bathycoccaceae. Bases 1 to 735 code for a protein of 244 amino acids. The record is from RefSeq and is a predicted model, not a curated record. The transcript has a single exon.
AUGCCCGGCGUCGAGGGCGUCGCCACGCGACGCUCGGCGCUCAUCGGAUUCGCGAGUGGUUUCGUGGUCCAGAGACGCGCGUGGGCGAGUCCGUCGUUCGACGCGUACGCCGGGAAGGCGUCGAAUCGAAUCAGAUUCGAGCGACCGAAAGAGUGGACCACCGCGGUCGAUCGCGUCUACGACGCCGAUGCGAGCGUGUCGUACGGUGGAAACACGAUAUCAUUGAUCGGUAACUUUAAAUCCGUCGAUACGAUCGCGGUGAGGGUCGAACGGGCGUCACGAACGGCGGUGGAGGCGGGGAAGAGAGGCGACGCGACGGGCGUCGCCGAGGCGUUGACGGCGGCGGAACGCGACGCGGUGGCAAACGGAGGUUUAGUUGGCGUCAUCGGUGGCGUCGAGGGCGGGCAGACGGGAACUAUUGGGUUUGAUUUGGAUCCCACGGUGACGAUGCGGGAGGAUGGUGUAAGUGGUCGACGGUAUUUCACGUACGCGUACGAGACCAAGGUGUGUCGCGGGAGCAUCGACGAGGAAGGCUUGGGGGGCACGCGGACGUGCGUGGGACCGAAGGGUGACGUGUUACCUAUCAUUGAGCGUAAAAACGCGUGCGUGGUGACGUUCGUGGGCGAUCGCGUGGUGAAGUUACACGCGUCGGCAGUGACGUCGCGGUUCAACGAGCCAGAGGUGCAAGAGAUAAUGAAUCGCGCGGUGGAGACGUUUACGCUCGAUGUCGUUUGA